Messenger RNA from Lethenteron reissneri (Far Eastern brook lamprey), 3079 nucleotides. It is a transcript of the gene TARS1, whose product is annotated as threonyl-tRNA synthetase 1. Gene Ontology annotation, cellular component: mitochondrion; cytoplasm. The record is from RefSeq and is a predicted model, not a curated record. Gene Ontology annotation, molecular function: threonine-tRNA ligase activity; ATP binding. Lineage: Eukaryota; Metazoa; Chordata; Hyperoartia; Petromyzontiformes; Petromyzontidae. Gene Ontology annotation, biological process: threonyl-tRNA aminoacylation.
CCACAAUUGCCGUCCCACUCUGUGCCGCACUCGAAGUUACAUUUUUCCCACACACAAAAGCUGUCCUCACACCACAGUAGGUCAAAGUAUUCUUUCGUUCGAGAAAAAGUGCACACCACUGUAAAGAAGGCACAGAAAGAGGAGCCCCCCAAGGAUGGACUGGAAAAGAAUGAAGAUGGCUGCAGCGAGAGGAAUUGGCGCACGGAUCGAGAGCCAGGACUCCGAGAUUCGAAUGCUUAUCGCCGCCGUCCGUCAGCUGAGGCUCGCGGAGGGCAGCGCGCCGGACACGCCGUCCCUCGUGGCCCUGAGGGCCGCGAACGAGAAGCUGAAAUACCAACUGGGCCAUCUGAAGAGGAGCCUCCGAGCGGAGGAGAGCACGGAGCGUUGUGGUCGCGGGCGGGCAGCGCCGCAGCCCGUCGUGUCCAGCGGCACGGCGGGUAGCCCGCAGUGUGCUGGCAAGAAUCCGACAUGCGACAAGCAUCACAAGAAGGAAGGCGGAAAAGACAAGAAGAAAGAUAAAGGGUCGAACGACCUCAAAGUGUCGGAGCUGAAUCCGUGGCCAGUGUACAUCCAGGAGCGCAUCGGGCUCUACGAUAAGCUCAAGGCAGCCCACGAUGCCCUGCUGCUAGAGCGCGCCACCAAUCAGAGCAAGCCCAUCACCGUGACUCUACCUGAUGGCAAGACCGUGGAGGCCGAGUCCUGGAAGACCACCCCCUACGAGUUGGCGGCCGGUAUUAGCAAGGGCCUGGCUGACAACGUGGUGAUUGCGCGCGUGAAUGGAGGCCUCUGGGACCUGGACCGCCCCCUGGAGAGCGACACCACCCUGCAGCUUCUCAAGUUCGAUGACGAGGAGGCGCAGGCCGUGUAUUGGCACUCAAGUGCCCACAUCUUGGGGGAGGCCAUGGAGAGAGUUUAUGGAGGCUGCCUUUGUUAUGGGCCACCCAUUGAAAAUGGAUUUUACUACGACAUGUUCUUGGAUGAUGGCGGUGUCUCUAGCAAUGACUUCCCGAGUCUGGAGGGCCUCUGCAAGAAUAUCAUGAAGGAGAAGCAGCCUUUUGAAAGACUGGAAAUCCAAAAGGAUGUGCUUCUGGAAAUGUUCAAGUACAACAAGUUUAAAGUGCGGAUUCUUAACGAGAAAGUUAAUACUCCAACAACGACAGUGUACAGGUGCGGGCCUCUGAUUGACCUCUGCCAAGGUCCUCAUGUGCGUCACACAGGGAAAAUCAAGGCUUUAAAAAUCCACAAAAACUCUUCCACAUACUGGGAGGGCAAGGCAGACAUGGAGUCUCUCCAGCGAGUUUACGGAAUCUCAUUCCCUGACACGAAGAUGCUCAAGGAGUGGGAGCACAUGCAGGAGGAGGCCAAGAACCGUGACCACCGCAAAAUUGGCAAGGAUCAAGAACUUUUCUUCUUCCAUGAUUUAAGCCCUGGGAGCUGCUUCUUUCUCCCAAAAGGAGCAUUCAUCUACAAUACCCUCGUCGAUUUCAUCAAGAGCGAGUACCAGAAGCGUGGCUUCACUGAGGUGGUCUCGCCGAACAUCUACAACAGCAAGCUGUGGAAGACGUCGGGUCACUGGGAUAACUACAGCGAGAACAUGUUCGCCUUCGAGGUGGAAAAGGAGAUGUUUGCCCUCAAGCCCAUGAACUGCCCUGGCCACUGCCUGAUGUUCGACCACCGGCCGCGGUCGUGGCGAGAGCUGCCAAUCCGCUUUGCCGACUUCGGGGUGCUCCACCGGAACGAGCUCUCGGGAGCGCUCACGGGCCUGACGCGCGUACGCAGGUUCCAGCAAGAUGACGCCCACAUCUUCUGCACCAUGGAGCAGAUUGAGAGUGAGAUUGCAGGGUGCCUGGACUUUCUGCGCUGUGUGUACGAGGUGUUUGGCUUCAACUUCAAGCUCUUCCUGUCCACCCGCCCUAAAAAUUACAUGGGCGAUAUCGCGGAGUGGAAUCAAGCGGAGAAGCAACUGGAAAACAGUCUGAUCAAGUUUGGAGAACCGUGGAAGCUGAAUCCAGGCGAUGGGGCAUUCUAUGGACCAAAGAUUGACAUUCAGAUCAAGGAUGGCAUUGGCCGCUACCAUCAGUGUGCCACAAUCCAGCUCGACUUCCAGCUUCCCAUCCGCUUCGACCUGAAUUUCGUGACCGGGGAAGGAGACGAGAGGAAGCGACCCGUGAUCAUCCACAGGGCCAUCCUCGGCUCGGUGGAGCGCAUGAUUGCCAUCCUGACGGAGAACUACGGAGGCAAAUGGCCAUUGUGGCUGUCUCCUCAGCAGGUGAUGGUGGUGCCCGUGGGACCAACUUGCAAUGACUUUGCUCAGAAGGUUGGGCAGCGAUUCCACGACAUGGGUUUCAUGGUAGCCACGGAGUUGGACCCAGGCCUGACCCUCAACAAAAAGAUCCGCAACGCUCAGCUGGCUCAAUACAACUUCAUCCUUGUCGUCGGCGAGAAGGAGAAGCUGAGCGACACUGUGAACGUGCGCACGCGCGACAACAAGGUGCACGGGGAGCGCAGCGUGGAAGACACCAUCGCCCGGCUCGCCACGCUCAGGGACAUGCGCUGCAAGACCGCCGAGGAGGAUUUCUAGAGUUUGCGCGCGUGCCACCCAACCCGCCAACGUAGCAAGAGGGCAAACAACAGUUGCUGCCUGCCUCAAUUGCACGAUCCUCAGCAAAAAAAAUGCAAGAGAAUUAAAGUUAUCGCAAAAGGGAUAUUCACUUUUUUUGUUCAUAUAUUUCCAGUUUUGAAUGUCUCGUUGCAGAAUUGUGUGUAGUUUUCUCGAGUACGUUUGCUGAAUAAUACAUGGUUUUACUUUAUUCUAUCUUCUAAUGGGGCACAUUACAUUAACCAUUACACCAUGGUCUUGCUUAAAUGGUCACAUUACUCUGUUAAACUGUCAUUGGGGCUUUCUUUCACAUAGGAAUUUAAAUUGACCGGGUUAUGUCCAUAUGUACUAUCUGAUUUGGACAAUGUUUUUAAAAUCAUUAAGUUUCUAGGUAGUAUACGUUCUAAUCUAAAGUAAAUAUGAAGCGUGGCAAGCAUUGAUCCCAGAGUGUUAUAACUGAAUAAAAGAGUUCGAACCAGA